Messenger RNA from Sinocyclocheilus rhinocerous, 3167 nucleotides. Its product is annotated as P protein-like. The record is from RefSeq and is a predicted model, not a curated record. The transcript is spliced from 24 exons. Lineage: Eukaryota; Metazoa; Chordata; Actinopteri; Cypriniformes; Cyprinidae. Gene Ontology annotation, biological process: melanin biosynthetic process; melanocyte differentiation; transmembrane transport. Gene Ontology annotation, cellular component: melanosome membrane. Bases 110 to 2614 code for a protein of 834 amino acids.
UUUGACUUUUUAAUUUUUGUUUUAAUGUUAUAAUAUCAUCAUCAUCAUCAUCAUCUCGCCCGUUUCAUUCUCUGAAUUGGCAGUUGCGGUCAAGUGUGCCUGAGUGAAGAUGUAUCUGGAGAAUAAGAGCAAUAUUGAGGUGGAGAUGUCUCAAACCGGAGGACAGGGUCACUCCAGCAGGGUAGGCCGCAGACAGUCUGACACUGUGGCUGGGAACUUUGAUGAGCUUCGUCUGCUGGAGGGAUUCUCUGGGAAAAGAGAGACGCAGAAAUUGCAGCAGGCUGCAGCCAUGCCCUCAGGACACUGCAUAAUCUACACUGACGUCCAUCAAGAUGAUAGGCACAGCUUCAGCAUGGUAAACCUCCUCAAAGGCAAAUCCAACCAAGCCAACCACACAGAACGGUCACCCCUUCUCAAGUUCCCCCAAAAUGACAGUAUCACCUACAUGACACUGCAUGAGUCCAGCCUGGGAUCUGGAGAGGAAUCAUGGGAGGCCAGCUCUGCUGAAUUGGAGAGGAGGUGCAGGCUGGGAAGUGAGGUGGCCAGUCUCUCCCACAUCACAUCCAUGGAUAAAUGUGAACAUUACUUCAAACUAUCAUCCCCCAUCAGGUAUUGCUUAAGGACAACAAAAAUCAUCACCAUCUUCAUCAUUGUUGUUCUCUGUUCACUGUUUUUCAGCAUGUAUCCAGACAGGGAAAGCCCCUGGAGGAUGCUAGCAGUCUCAUCCACCGAAAGCUUCUCCAUGAAUCUUACUGAUUUUCGUGACAACUCCCUGCUGAAGCUGCAGGUUGGUGGGCCGUUUUUGGGAGGGAUAGAGGCAGUUCAAGAGGCCCAGGAGUAUAUUCUGAUCCAGGUGGAGCAGACUGAAGAGGCGGGGUCUCACAGGAGAAGAACUCAGCAGGUGCUUUAUAACUGGACUAUACCAUUGCAUUCCCAACGAAGUGAGCAAAUUCUGAGAACAAGGACAUUUGAAAUGGUUAGCAGCGCUCCUAUUCUGAUCAGUGUGCAGGCCUUUCUGUUAGACAGUCAGGUGGUUCCUCUGUCCAUGACUCACCAGUCACUCUAUGUAACCGUGGAAACACAGGUGCUUAUGGCUGGAUUGAUCCUGGCAGGAGUCUAUGUGCUCAUCAUCUUUGAGAUUGUUCACCGCACUCUGGCUGCAAUGUUAGGAUCCCUGGCUGCUCUGGCAGCGCUGGCUUUCAUUGGAGAUAGGCCAAGUCUAAUGACUGUUGUGGAAUGGAUUGACUAUGAAACACUUGCCUUUCUGUUUGGAAUGAUGAUACUGGUGGCAAUAUUCUCUGAGACUGGUUUCUUUGAUUACUGUGCAGUGAAGGCGUAUCAGUUAUCGCGAGGAAGAGUGUGGCCCAUGAUUAUCAUUCUGUGCCUAAUUGCAGCCGUUCUGUCGGCCUUUCUCGAUAACGUAACAACUAUGAUGCUUUUCACCCCUGUUACAAUCAGGUUAUGUGAAGUGCUUAAUUUGGACCCCAGGCAUGUCCUGAUUGCUGAGGUAAUCUUCACCAACAUCGGAGGAGCUGCCACUGCUGUUGGAGAUCCUCCCAAUGUUAUCAUCGUAUCCAACCAGGAUCUGCGUAAAAAAGGGAUUGACUUUGCGGCCUUUACGGGUUACAUGUUCCUGGGAAUCUGUCUGGUGCUGCUGACCUCAUUUCCUUUUUUGAGAAUGCUGUUCUGGAAUAAGAAACUUUACAACAAGGAAUCCAGUGAAAUCGUGGAACUGAAGCAUGAGAUUCUGGUGUGGAGGCAGACAGCCCAUCGCAUUAACCCUGCCAGCCGAGAGGAGACUGCCGUCAAGUGUCUUCUCAUGCAGAAGGUGCUCAAUCUGGAAAGCCUCCUGCGCAAGAAGCUCAAGACCUUCCAGAGGCAAAUAUCUCAGGAAGACAAAAACUGGGAACACAAUAUUCAAGAGCUGCAGAAAAAGCACAGAAUAACUGAUAAAAUCCUCCUGGUCAAGUGUCUGACUGUCCUUGGGGUGGUCAUCUUUAUGUUCUUCCUGAGCUCCUUUGUUCCUGCCAUACAUCUGGAUCUGGGUUGGAUCGCUAUCUUGGGGGCUCUGUGGUUACUGGUGCUGGCUGACAUUCAGGACUUUGAGAUCAUACUUCACAGAGUGGAAUGGGCCACCCUGUUGUUCUUUGCUGCUCUGUUUGUGCUUAUGGAGGCCCUAGCCCAGCUGCAGCUCAUCGACUACAUCGGGGAGCAGACAGCAGUGUUGAUAAAAGCAGUGCCAGAGGAUGAGCGGUUGGCCAUCGCCAUCAUUUUGGUCAUGUGGGUCUCAGCACUGGCCUCCUCUCUUAUAGACAACAUUCCCUUCACUGCCACUAUGAUUCCUGUGCUUAUAAACCUUAGUCAAGAUGCUGAUGUCAACCUACCAGUCAAACCUCUAAUUUUUGCAUUGGCAAUGGGAGCUUGCCUUGGAGGAAAUGGAACACUGAUUGGAGCAUCUGCAAAUGUGGUGUGUGCUGGGAUUGCUGAACAGCAUGGCUAUGGAUUUUCCUUCAUGGAGUUCUUCAGGUUGGGCUUCCCCAUGAUGCUGAUGACCUGCACGAUAGGCAUGUGCUACCUGCUUGCAACUCACAUCGGACUUCGCUGGAACACAUAAACGGUCCCUCUACAUGGGUAAGCUAAAAGACUUUGGGUGUGUCUGCAGUUUGCUUUGUGUGUGUGUGUGUGUGUGUGUGUGUGUGUUUUGAAUGACACAUCUGUUCUUCUUGGAAGGAUCCAUGUAGACCUGGUUCAUCCGGAGGGACUAAGCUUUACAUGCAGGAGAGGUACAGAGACGAUAAACCAUGUGAACAUCUGAUCAUCUGCUGUAUACUUACAGGUGUAUCACACUGCUAUGGUGCUACUGCUGCUUUGUGAUAAUGCUACAAAGUGAGAGGUUUUUGGAAAACCUGUAUAUUUUUGCCAAAAAAUGCAGAAAACCAGAAGAUUCCUUUUUUAAAAUAAAAAAUAUGCUUAUAUUAUUUAUUGAUGCACAGUUUGAAUUAUGACCUUUUCAUUUUUGAGGCAUCUGCUGAAAGGGAUCUUCUGUGGCCCACAAUUGUUGAAAUGUUGGACGGUUUAGAAUUCUAAAAAUGAUAUAAUUUACAUAAUUUACCAUAUUCAGAUAAUCUAUAUAGUUAUCCAUUCAUUUCAUGUUGAAAAUUUUGACC